CUCAGCAACUCUAACGCUACUAGAAGCAGAACUGAGGAGAGGCGGCGGCAAGAUGGCGGCGUCGGGGGGCGGCGUCGGCGGGCCCGGGUCUUCGGAGCGGGAUCCCGGCUGGGAGGUGGCGGUGCGGCCGCUGCUGUCGGCCUCCUACUCGGCCUUCGAGAUGCGCGAGCUGCCGCAGCUGCUGGGCUCCGUCAUUGAGAGCGAGUCGGAAAUCCUGCACCACGACAAGCAAUAUGAGCCUUUCUACUCCUCUUUUGUUGCACUUGCAACGCACUACAUCACCACGGUGUGUGGAGUGGUACCUCGGAACCAGCUGCAGUCUGUGGCAGCUGCCUGCAAAGUACUGAUUGAAUUCUCCCUGUUGCGACUUGAAAACCCAGACGAGGCCUGUGCUGUCUCACAGAAACACCUGAUCCUGCUGAUCAAGGGACUGUGCACCGGCUGCAGCCGCCUGGACCGGACGGAGAUCAUCACUUUCACGGCGAUGAUGAAGUCGGCCAAGCUGCCCCAGACCGUGAAGACCCUCUCGGACGUGGAGGAUCAGAAAGAGCUGGCUUCUCCGGUCAGGCCUGAACUGCGCCAGAAGGAGGUUCAGAUGAACUUCCUCAAUCAGCUGACCUCUGUCUUCAAUCCCAAGAUGGCCCUGUCGCCCGUGACGACGCUGCAGGCUCAGGUGGAUGGUGGAAGGAAGAAGGUUGCCCGAGAAGGCUUGG
Notechis scutatus (mainland tiger snake) is the source of this 713-nucleotide messenger RNA. Lineage: Eukaryota; Metazoa; Chordata; Lepidosauria; Squamata; Elapidae. The record is from RefSeq and is a predicted model, not a curated record.